AUGAAGAGGUGUACAUGGAACGACCACCAGGACUGGAUAUUCACGAGAAAGGAUAGGUUUGCAGCUCUCCUUGUAUAUGUAGAUGAUAUCAUUUUAGCAGGAAAUUCUAUUAAAGAAAUUGACCAUAUAAAGGCUCUUCUCCAUAAUGCUUUCCGGAUCAAAAACUUGGGAGAGGUAAAAUAUUUUCUAGGCUUUGAAGUUGCCAGAUCUAAGAAAGGAAUACACCUAUGCCAAAGGAAAUAUGUUUUGGACAUUCUUGAAGAGACAAGGAUGCUGGGAUCCAAGCCUUGCACAACUCCCUUUCUAAGUGACACAAGUUCCUUGUACAAAACUGAAAAUUACUUUACGAAUCCAAAUUUCUAUCGCAGGCUAAUAGGGAAGCUACUUUAUCUCACUAAUGCUAGACCUGAUCUAUGCUCUUCUGUUAAUCUUCUUAGUCAAUUUGUUCAUGCUCCUACUGAUUACCACUAUCGGGCUUUGCAGCACAUGCUCAGAUUCAUUAAGUCCAACCCUUCACAAGGCCUCUUCUUUGCUGCUGACUCUCAUAUCCAGAUCAAAGCUUUUAGUGACUCGGACUGGGCAACUUGUCCUAAUACUAGAAGAUCUACCACUGGCUUUUGUGUCUUCCUUGGAUCCUCUCUUGUAUCAUGA
Vigna radiata var. radiata (mung bean) is the source of this 651-nucleotide messenger RNA. RefSeq lists its product as uncharacterized. The coding region runs from base 1 to 651 and encodes 216 amino acids. NCBI's taxonomy places the organism in Eukaryota, Viridiplantae, Streptophyta, Magnoliopsida, Fabales, Fabaceae. The record is from RefSeq and is a predicted model, not a curated record. The transcript is spliced from 2 exons.